CGGGAAGCCUAACCUCAAACUUUUGAGUGUUUGGAAACAUUUUGACUUCGAAUUUGCAACAACUUUUUCUAGUAGUAAUUACUAAUUAGUGUUUGUUGAUAAUAUUUCGAGUUUUGAUAGGGCAAACAGAGAAACUAUUACCCUUACAUUGAUCUUGAUGAUGCAAUCUCACAUGAGAUUAGUUUGAAACUUUUCCUUAUCCAACGAAACUACAAAGAUGUAUCGGCCAGGAUCGAUUCGAAAAAUAGAGGUAAGGAACUUCGUCACCUACUCCCAUGUCGAACUAUAUCCAGGCCCGAAUUUGAACAUGAUAAUCGGCCCUAAUGGCACUGGCAAAUCCACAGUGGUGGCAGCAAUUAUCCUAGGCCUGGGGGGCAAUCCAAAAGUGGUUGGCAGAGGCACCAGAGUCUCUGAAUACGUCAAACACAACUGUGAAAGUUCAACAAUAAACAUUUUUCUGCAAGAAGACCAAGAUGAUCAGUAUCUCAAAGUUACUAGAGAAUUUGAUACUCAUGAAAGGAGUACAUGGAAGCUGAAUAACAGGAAAGUGAAGCUAGAAGAUAUGCUGGAGUAUAUAAAGAAGUUCAAUAUCCAAGUGAACAAUUUAUGCCAGUUUUUACCACAGGAUAGGGUGCAAGAUUUUGCUAAGUUGAAUAAGCAAGACCUGUUGAGAGAAACACAAAGAGCACUUUGUAGAUUCGAUCUGAUUGAAAAACAAGAUUCCUUGAUCAGAAACAGAGAGCAGCACAAGCAAAUGCUGGGCUCAUUAGAAACCCAGCAAAAAAGGCUUCAAGAGGCGCAUGACCUCAACAAUAGGCUAGAAGGUAGAGUCCAAAGCUUCAACAAAAAGAAAAAAUACAGUGAAAACAUUCAGCACAUAGAGAGAAAGAUAGCUUGGACUUUAUAUGAAGCUAUAAGAGUUCAGCUUACUGACAUCAAGAAAGAUAGGAAUAAGGCUCAGGAGAUUUAUGAGCAAUUCAAGAAUGCCUUGAAGCCCAAAGAGCAAGGGAUUGUGAGGAAGAAAAAGGGCAUAACAGAGUUUCAAGAGAAUAAUACGAAAGUUGUGCAGGUUAUAAGGAACACUGAAUCCAGUAUAAACAAUAAUGUUGAAAGAGUAGAUGCACUUAAAGAGUCUAUAAGAAAGAUUAAUGAUGCUAUGAAUUCCAGACUGGCUGAAAUUGAACAGUGGGAUAGUGAAAUUGAAACUGCAAAUAACAAGCUAGAGGAGAUGAAAAGGUUACAGGCUGAAAUGUUUGCCAAAACCAAUGAUAGUGCACAGAAAAAGCAGGCCCUCUCCUCCGAACUGAACAAACUGUCCAUGCACCACAAAUCGUUGCAAGACAAGAAGGAGGAAUUGCAACAGCACAAGCAAGACGAGACCCUGAGGAUGCACGCCUUGGAAAACGAGUCUGCCAGAUUGGAAAACGUCAAACAGGCGAGACUGCAGCACCUGCGCACGUUCAGUGCCGAUGCCCACACGGCCGUCCAUUGGCUCAGGAACAACAAACACCUUUUUCAAGGGGAGAUCUACGAGCCCAUCAUGCUGGAGGUCAACGUGCUCGAAACUAGGCACGCCAAGUACAUCGAGAACGUCAUCCCUGUCAGAGAUCGGCUGGCUUUCACUUGUACUCGCAAAGAGGACAUGAACAAGCUCAUCAGGUGUCUGAGAGAAAGCCAGAACUUGUCGGUGAAUGUGAUACACUCCUCCGAUUCGUCGGACGAUCCGAGGCAGUUUCAACCGAACAUUGCGAUAGAAAAUUUGAGACGUUACGGCUUCUACACGUACAUCAACAAUCUGUUCACCGCUCCCGGACCCAUAAUGAGUUACCUGUGCAAGACGUACCGCCUCCACAACAUUCCCCUAGGCGAUGCCAAGACCAACGACUGUUACGAACAGGUGCCAGAACAGAUAAGAACGUUCUUCAGUGAUGUUUACCGAUACGGGAUCAGUUUCUCGAAGUACUCGGGCCAAAAGAGCACUAAGCAAGUCGAAGUGGGCUCUGACGGCGGCUUGUCUCAAUCGUUGGACGUGGUGAGACUGGAGCGAGUGAGAGGGCAAAUAGAGGAGAUCAAACGCAACCUGGCCAACUACGAUGCGCAAUGCGGGGCGCUCGAUACGCAGUUCGAGUCGGUGAGCGAGAAGAUCAACGUCAGCAGGGCGAAGAUACGGGAGAUUCAACAGGAGAGACAAAACGCUCAAACGGUCACCGGCAGAAUAGAGACCUUGCAGAGGAAAAUCUCCGAGAUGAAAAAUUGCAAGAAGAAUCCCGAGGACAUACAAAGAGAGGCCGGUCAGAAGAGACUCACCGUUCUGAGGAGCAUGCCGGCUAUACAGGACGCCAUGAAAAAGGAGUUUUCCAAACUGGCCGAGCUCGUCAAGAAAGGCUCCUUGAUCGUGAGAAAGAUCGAACAGGAACGCAAGGAGCUGGCUUAUCUCGAGAACGACAUCAACGAAAACAGAAGACAGUCUCAAGAGGCCGAAGACACGUUGGAUAUCGUGAAAGAACGGUACGCUGACGUCAUGAACCAAGCCAAGUCGAUGCUAUCGAAGGCCAAAGGGCUUUCCAAGGGAUUUACGCCUGCCGACGAAGGUUUUGAGGAGUUUCGACGCGAGUACGACGCUCUGUCGUCGGAAAUCGACGAACUCAAUGCGAAAAAGGAGCAGCUGCAGUCGCGCAUAGCGUGCUUGAAUGUGGCGGAUGACGGGGAGUUGAAGGAGUACGAAGAUAGGUUGAACCAGAUCGAGGGGCUCACUGGAGAGAUCGACCGGUUGCACGGCGAGCUUAGCAAGGUGACCGACAAAAUGGACAAAACGCAACAGGAGUGGCUGGGGCCCCUGAAAGACCUCUUGGCCGAAAUCAACCUCGAGUUUGCCGGAGCUUUCGAAAAGAUGGGAUGCGCCGGUGAAAUUUCGAUUUGCACCGGAGACAACGACAAGGAUUUCUCUCAGUACGGCAUCAGCAUCAAGGUGACGUACCGCAACGGAGAGCCGCUGCAAGAGUUGAACUCGAAUAUACAGAGCGGUGGCGAAAGAGCGGUCGCUACGGCGGCAUUCAUGCUCUCCCUGCAAAAAUUGACUCCGGUGCCGUUCAGGUGCGUCGACGAAAUCAAUCAAGGAAUGGACGCCAACAACGAACGAAGAAUUUUCGAGCUGGUCGUGGAAUGCACUUGCGUUCAAUCGGCAUCCCAGUAUUUCCUGAUCACACCGAAACUGGUACCUCAUUUGAGGUACUCGCCCCUCAUGUCGGUGCAUAUAGUACACAACGGGCCUUUUGUGGCGCAGGACAAAAAGUGGGGUUUCUCGAAAAUAUGCAAUCCCAAAGGCCAUCAGAUCGGCUAGAGUUCGCUCGGAGCGAGUGAUGAGAGUGUAUUUUUAAGUUUCGUUAUGUCCACUAGACAGACUGUUCCGUCUAAACCGCGUUCAAACCGAUAUAUCUGGAGUUCUAAAAAUUUCACUGAUCUGAAAAAAAUCCUGUACAUUAUUGGGACAUGUUCAAUGAAAAUAAUUCUGAGAUAGCAGCACCUCCGGUUAUACCGGAGUGGACAUCAAAAUUCGUUAUUUUAACUGUACAGUGUGUCCAGUUUUCGAUGCUUUUGCAUGAUAUCUCAGUUAUCUUUGGAGAUAGAACCUUGCGGUUUUCGCGGUCCUUUGCCACUUUUUU
Molecule: messenger RNA, 3662 nt
Organism: Phaedon cochleariae (mustard beetle)
Lineage: Eukaryota; Metazoa; Arthropoda; Insecta; Coleoptera; Chrysomelidae
Source: the annotation of a GenBank genome assembly